Molecule: messenger RNA, 1156 nt
Organism: Macrobrachium nipponense
Lineage: Eukaryota; Metazoa; Arthropoda; Malacostraca; Decapoda; Palaemonidae
Product: N66 matrix protein-like
Exons: 2
Coding region: 62-979 (305 amino acids)
Cellular component (GO): extracellular region
Molecular function (GO): chitin binding
Source: RefSeq, a predicted model, not a curated record
CCAUAGUCUCUUUGUGUCCUCUCAAAGCCUAAAAUCCUCUUCCCAAAAUACAACAGCAACUAUGAGGGCUCUUGUCGUCUGUGCUCUUCUGGUCUCUGCAGCCGCUGAUAAGCGUCCUCCAAGCAACGGCUAUGGCCCUCCACCAAGCAGUGCUUAUGGUCCCCCAAGGAAUGCAUAUGGCGUAGAUCCUGCAAUUGAAGCCCUGGCUGGGAACAUCCCUGGAGGUGGUGUCCCUGGAGAGGACUACCCUAUCUUGGCCUCUGUCCCUGAUACCGGAUUCGACUGCAACGCCCAGAAUGUCCCUGGAUAUUAUGCUGACACUGAUGCUGAAGCUGGCUGCCAGGCCUUCCACAUCUGCCAGGACAGGCCCAAUGGACGCCGUCAGCAGGACUCCUUCCUCUGCCCCAACGGCACCAUCUUCAACCAACAGUACCUUGUCUGUGACUGGUGGUUCAACUUCGACUGCGCUGACGCUGAAGACUUCUACUCAGUAAAUGAACUCAUUGGAGUAGAGCCUUACGGAUAUGGGAAUGGAAAUGGUAACGGCAAUGGCAAUGGUAACAAUGGCUAUGGCCCUAAUGGCAAUGGAAAUGGUAACGGCAACGAGAACAAUGGAUAUGGAUCAAAUGGAAAUGGAAAUGGGAAUGGCAACGUCAGCAAUGGCUAUGGCUCUAAUGGCAACGGAAAUGGUAAUGGAAACAAUGGUUCAAAUGGAAACGGUAAUGGUAAUGGAAACAACGGUUAUGCAUCCACUGGAAACGGAAAUGGCAAGAAGAAUGGAAGGAAGAAUGGUAAUGGAAAUGGUAAGAAGAAUGGAAAGAAGAACGGCAACGGAAAUGGAAAGAGGAAUGGAAACAAUGGAAAUGGAAAUGGCAACGGUUUUAUCCCAAAUGGAAAUGGCGCAGCUUCUGCUUCUAGCAAUGGCUUUGGAACUCAGUCUGCUCCUUCUGACUCCUCCUAUGCAACUCUUUCUAAGUAAAAUACAUAAGGAAUAUGUAUUUUACACUUGUGUAUAAUCGUCUUUAAACCGAAGAUAAUUCAUGCACAGCUGACUUCACUCACCGCCGCUCCAUUAUUUUAUUUUGUUUCUCUCUGAAAACGAUUCACCAACAUCUAUAAAAUGUAUAUUUUUGUACAAUAAACUAUACAGAAGCUA